Messenger RNA from Fusarium coffeatum, 1485 nucleotides. RefSeq lists its product as uncharacterized. The record is from RefSeq and is a predicted model, not a curated record. The coding region runs from base 1 to 1485 and encodes 494 amino acids. NCBI's taxonomy places the organism in Eukaryota, Fungi, Ascomycota, Sordariomycetes, Hypocreales, Nectriaceae. The transcript is spliced from 2 exons.
AUGGGUGAUCAACGAGAAAUCAACGUACGGCCCAUUGGGGUUGGGAAAGACGCCCCUGACGAAAUAUUCCAGCUAUCUGACUUGGAUCAUCUUAUGCCCAAGCUCUACGUGCAUAUGAUUGAGAUUUUUGAGCUGCCACAAAACACCCCCAAGGAUACGCUCGUCAACAGACUCAUCGUUGGAUUGGAGCGUGCACUCUCUGACUAUCCUAUCUUGACAGGAACUUUGCACUUUGACAAUGAUACGAAGCGCAUUGUGGUGAAGAGGCAGGCCGAUUCCUCUCUCAGUCUGCACAUCAAGACCGCGUCAACAAAUGACAUCCCUUCCUUCUCUGUUCUCGAGAAGAAUGAUUUUCCUAUUCAUGUUCUCGACGCACCAAAGGUUUUACCAGAGCCCUUCGUCGGUGCACGCUUCCCCGUUCCGGGUCUUGACACAUCCGUCAAUGGACCUGCAGUCGGAGGAGCACAAAUCACCUUCAUUGAAGGCGGAAUCAUCAUAGGCCUUGCCAUUACCCAUCAAGUUUGCGAUGGGCCAGGCUUCGAGAACUUCUUAACGAUCUGGUCAAAACAUGCAGCUCAAGCUACAAGAGGGGAGUCAAUCAAUGGCUUCAGCAAAUCCAAGGCUGAGAUACCGUCCCGCGAGAUCUUCACGUUACAGGAGAAGCCCAAGAUCACUUCUGAGGAGCAAGAGAGACUUGUGGCCAAGUUCCCCACCAUGAAGCUUCGAGAUGGGCCCCCUGCUCCGCCGCCUGCCGACUUCAAGAUGCCAGCAGUGAAGACACGUAUUUGGCACUUUCCCAAGAGCAAGUUGCAAACUCUCAAAGCGCAAUGCAGUGUAGGACUAGAACCGGGCACUUGGAUUUCUACCUACGAUGCAAUCUUGUCUAUUAUGUGGCGUGCAACUGUGCGGGCCAAAUCAUCGGUGCUGAAGCCUAACCCAAGUGCUCCUUCAAAGGCCGUCCACGCUGUCAAUGGUCGUGGUCGUGCAGGCUGGCCCAUCUCAGACCGAUACGUUGGCACUGCCAUCACCAUGCCGCAAUCAGAAAAGCUCAGUGUUGCUGAAGUUCUCGGCGAUUUGGAAAGCACAUUACCAGUUCUUGCUCGAAGAGUCCGGGAGAGUACCAAUUCAGUCAACCCCGAGUAUCUAUCCGAUCUUGUCAAAUACGGUGCGGCUGCGCCUACACUGCAAUGGUCCGAGCUAGACAUGCAUUGGGUGCUUGGCCUAGACUGUAUGGCGUUCGAUUGGCAUACAAUGAAGUCGUAUCAAAAGCACGACUUUGGGUUCGGAACACCUGCGGCGCUGAGGUGGCCGCAUCCCAGUUUCGAGGGCUUCUUCUUCGUUCUCCCGACUAGAGCGGGGAUAAGGAACACUGGUCAGGAUGAGGGUAUCGAAGUUUGCUUCGGUCUUGAGGAGAGGUGUUUCGCUGAGCUUGAGAAGGAUGAGGAGUUUGCCAGGUAUGCUGAGCAACGUGGACUGGGCAUAUAA